UUCACAACAGACACAGAGACACACUCACAGUUUGGCUUUAGUGUUCGGGAGUGUGAAGAUCAGGGAAGAUCAAACUACCUACAGUAGGUUGACCCCUGAGCCUCUGUGUCUCCCCUUCAAGGAUACAGGUUGCACACUAGGGACACCAUCACAGUACUCCUGCGUUCUGCCAACCUUGCCAAAGCCACAAUGUCACAAUACUGUACAAUGCCAGCUGGAGAGAGGAAGAAGCGUGCAGCAGCUAUUUGCCGAGAAGUCCAUGGUACCAAUGGUGAGGUAAUGGAUCUCGGAAAGAAGCUCAGCACUCCUAAAGACAUUAUGUUGGAGGAGUUAUCAUUGCUUUCCAACAGAGGUUCCCGGCUUUUCAAAAUGCGCCAGAGGAGAUCUGACAAAUAUACAUUUGAAAGUAUCCAAAACGAGGCAAAUGCACAGCUCAAUAAUGAUAUAUUCCACACUGUGGAAAUUAAAGUAGAUGCACCAGCUGAUGGAAAUACUGCUAAUCCAGAAAGCACUGUUUCAGACACAACUGCAGAGAAGAUAAAUGCCACAGCUAUGCCCAAGUCCUACCACUCUCCGUGGGAACAGGCGAUCCUCAAAGACCCUGACCUCGCUGAAACUCUCAAACUGACAAUGCCAGCACCAGACCCACGACCAGAGCUUCCUGGGUACAAAUGCUUUAACCGGGUUGCCACACCUUUUGGUGGCUUUGACAAAUCUCCCAGAGGAAUAACAUUCAAGCUCCCUGAGGUGUCCCUGAACCCGCCCAGUUACCCAGAGCUGCAGGAGCCGGGGAUGAAGCGGCCCACCUUCAACAGGACAGCCCAGGGAUGGAUAUCUGAGGGCACUCAUCUGAUCCUACCCACUGUUACCCUGGAGCCCAUCAAAGUCCCAGAGUCUGAUGAUCUGUAGAUGCUUUUACUGAAUGUAAUCUGGCAACAUGAUGUUGGCUGUAGUGUUUUGGCUCCGCCUGUGAUGACGGCAAAACAGUCAGUUAGUGGCACAGUCACAAUCCCUUACCAAUAUUUUGGAUUUCUCCCAUGCAAUGGACACAAAAUGAUUCAUGCAUAUGUUGACUAGUGAGUUUGGUGUACACCAAAGAAAGUCAUGUAAAUAGCAAAAGGAAUGUGCUAUACAUAACUCAAGAAGAAUUUUCACUGAUACUGAAAGCAAAACUGUACAUUUUAUGAAUGUUCAAAUGAAUUGAUGAAUAUGUAAUGUAAAUAAAGAGAGCAACUUAUUUAUUGAUGGCACACAACUGGAACAUGCAGUAAGUUAUAUUUAGUUAUCAUUGGUAACCAGUAUUUCAAUGAUAUCCACUGUAAAGAGUUAUGUUACAGAAAAAUACACAAAUAAACUGAUAAUGUUCAUUGCUAUUUAUUUAUCAUCACAUAUGGAGAUCUAAUCUAAAUAAAAACUUCAUGUUAGAGCAAGAAAUGCAGAAAAUACAAAUAAAGAUUAAUUAAGCUAUUAAUUAAGUUCAUAUAAAAUUCAACACUAAAAAUAGCUUAAAAAGAAAGAUUUGUAAAAAUAUCUGUUUUAUGUCCAGGUCCUGUACUCUCCAUAGAUGAUUUAUUGUUGACUGUUGAAAAAGAAGAAAUUGUAUUGAAACUAAGAAACAUUUUAUCUUGAGGUCACAACAACCUGGCAAGAAGACUCUGAGAAGAGGGUGGAAUAACACUAAAGAGAAAAUGUAAAUGUUUGUUCUGGAUUGUUUCUAGUCACAGAGGGACUAAAAACCUGUAACUUUUCAGUGUCACUACCUACAGUAGCAAUACUGUGUAUGAGUAAAAAAUACACUGAAUGUCUGUGAGUGAUA
This is a messenger RNA of Siniperca chuatsi (mandarin fish), 1816 nucleotides long. RefSeq names its product myozenin 2b (gene myoz2b). Gene Ontology annotation, molecular function: actin binding; telethonin binding; FATZ binding. Lineage: Eukaryota; Metazoa; Chordata; Actinopteri; Centrarchiformes; Sinipercidae. The record is from RefSeq and is a predicted model, not a curated record. Gene Ontology annotation, cellular component: actin cytoskeleton; Z disc. The transcript is spliced from 6 exons. Bases 190 to 909 code for a protein of 239 amino acids.